Molecule: messenger RNA, 288 nt
Organism: Komagataella phaffii GS115
Lineage: Eukaryota; Fungi; Ascomycota; Pichiomycetes; Pichiales; Pichiaceae
Exons: 1
Coding region: 1-288 (95 amino acids)
Biological process (GO): fungal-type cell wall organization
Source: RefSeq, a predicted model, not a curated record
AUGUUAAACAAGCUGUUCAUUGCAAUACUCAUAGUCAUCACUGCUGUCAUAGGCGAGACGACUACGUCAUCUACCACUGCCAGUCUCUCCGAAAGCCCUACUCUGGUUUGGGUGACUGGCACUGAUGCAAGUGGGAGAUUGGCAACUACACAGUCUGCUUACACUCAACAGUUUUCACAGUUAUACUCAUCCAUAGCAUCUCCAUCAAGUGGUAGCAUAGGCCUGGGUACUAUCCAGGGGACUGUUGGAAUUGUCAGAACAUAUGAGACAAUUACCCUUGCCAGCUAA